This is a messenger RNA of Papaver somniferum (opium poppy), 1084 nucleotides long. Its product is annotated as probable inactive nicotinamidase At3g16190. The transcript has 5 exons. NCBI's taxonomy places the organism in Eukaryota, Viridiplantae, Streptophyta, Magnoliopsida, Ranunculales, Papaveraceae. The record is from RefSeq and is a predicted model, not a curated record. Bases 119 to 691 code for a protein of 190 amino acids.
UAGUUGUUGGGUUUACUGGUAUACAUAUACACCAAAGAGUGAGGAGUGAUACAAUAAUGAAAACCAUCACAAAAAGUUACAGUAAAGAUCAAUAAUCGAGCUAUAUAUUUUCGCCAACAUGGUUUUGACUAACACAGCUCUGCUAGUCCUAGAUAUGCAGAAAGAUUUUGUUGGUCCAGGAACUCCAGAUUUUGGUCAAGCAAUUAUUCCUUCAGUGAUAAAAGCAGUGGAUAUUGCAAGACAGCGUGGUGUUCUUGUAGUUUGGGUUGUCCGGGAACAUGACCGUCUGGGACGAGAUAUAGAACGCUUCCGCAGACAUAUGUAUGGUGACAACAAAACUGGCCCAGUUGUUAAGGGAAGCAAGGGUGCAGAAUUAGUGGACGGCCUUGAGAUUACCGGAGAUGAUUAUAAAUUAGUGAAGACACGGUUUAGUGCCUUCUUCGCAACAAACCUCCAUUCAUUUCUUCAAAGUUCGGGAAUUGAGAAAUUAGUUGUUGUCGGUGUUCAGACCCCAAAUUGUAUUAGGCAGACUGUUUUUGAUGCGGUAUCAUUGGAUUAUAAAUCCGUUACGGUCAUUAGUGAUGCCACGGCUGCUUCUACAUCUGCAGUACAUGAAGCCAAUAUGGUCGACAUGAAGAAUAUCGGAGUAGCCACACCAACGUUACAGGAAUGGUGUGAAUCUGAUGCAUGAUAGAUGGCGUUGAAAUAUGCUAGCAACAUUUGUUAUUAAUUCUUUAGCGACAUUUGCGAAGGAGCUUCAAGUUUUUCUUCAGUCAAGGUCAAUAGUAGUGUAGCCAGUGUACUCAACUGCAUGAAUAAAAAGCAAGAUAUCAACAAGUUCAGUUGUAGUGUUUUAGAUAAAUGCUGGCCCUGAGAUUCUGCUCUGCUGCCCGGCCGGAAGCAAUAAUUUAGAUGAGACUUGAGAGUGUGGGUUGUUUCUUUUCUCUUGUUUUAGUACUGUCUGGUCUUGUAUAAUUGAACAGAUGUAGUUUUUCAAUAAUUGCACUGUGGGAAAUCUCGAAGUAAUCUUCAAAGUACUGCACACCUUAUCCGUUCCCUAUGCAAUAUAUAAUAUUAUAGGAAA